GCGUGCUCCUAAAUUGUGGGGGAGAAGAGCAAUAUAGUUGAUAACGACGAUUUUUCGUCUGUCAUACCCCGUUCCUUGUUGGUUUUUUAUUUACACGUGUAAUUAAAUAAACAAAAAUGACUAGUGUAAUACACGUGAAUAAUACUAAUGGAAACGCGGUGGGGUCUCCUAGGAAAAAGCUGAGGACUGACAUGGAACGAAAGGUUACCGUUAUAUUAGGGGCACAAUGGGGUGAUGAAGGAAAAGGUAAAGUUGUGGACACGCUUGCUUCUAAUGCCGAUGUGGUUUGCCGAUGUCAGGGCGGUAACAAUGCUGGUCAUACUGUUGUCGCUAAUGGCGUAGAAUAUGAUUUUCAUCUAUUACCGAGCGGUAUUAUAAAUCCAAAAUGUACAUCAGUGAUAGGUAACGGAGUCGUUAUUCAUCUGCCUGGUCUCUUUGAAGAAUUGGAAAAAAAUAUCAAUAAAGGACUGGACGAUUGGCAAAAUAGACUGGUAAUAUCAGAUCGAGCACAUCUAGUAUUUGACUUUCAUCAACAAGUUGACGGAUUUCAAGAGCUAGAGAAGAGUCAAAAAGGUCAAAAACUUGGAACAACUAAAAAAGGUAUCGGUCCGACGUAUUCUUCAAAAGCCACAAGAAACGGAAUUCGAAUUGGCGAGCUGUUAGGAGAUUACUACGAAUUUAGUGAAAAGUUCAAAGCUUUGGUUGCAAUGUAUCAACGUAUGUUCCCUAACCUGUCUGUAGAUGUAGAUUCAGAGCUAGAAAAAUAUAAGGUAUAUGCAGAAAAAAUUAGGCCUUAUGUUAAGGAAACUGUGUGUUACCUGUAUAAAUGUAUUAAGGAGGGACGUAAAGUGUUAGUAGAGGGCGCCAAUGCAGCCAUGCUGGACAUCGAUUUUGGCACCUACCCCUAUGUAACUUCUUCCAACUGUAGUGUAGGUGGAGUGUGCACUGGUUUAGGUAUACCACCAAGUAAAAUAGGUGAGGUUAUUGGUGUGGUAAAAGCGUAUACAACCCGUGUCGGAGAUGGACCUUUUCCUACAGAAUUAGAUAAUGAGGUUGGCGAACAAUUACAACAAAGGGGGCACGAAUUUGGGGUAACCACGAAACGUAAACGGAGAUGCGGAUGGUUAGAUAUUCCAUUGCUUAAGUACACAAAUAUGGUCAACGGUUAUACGGCGCUGUGUCUUACCAAGUUGGACAUUUUGGAUACUUUACCCGAAAUCAAAGUUGGAAUUGGAUAUACCUUACGUGGAGAAAAAAUUGAUUAUUUCCCGUCUAGUAUAUCAGAUCUAUAUAUGGUGGAAGUUGAAUAUGUUACCAUGCCAGGUUGGCUGACGUGUACCGAAAACAUUCGGGAAUUUAAUAGCUUGCCCGCAAACGCUCAACAAUAUGUCGAAAAACUAGAAGAACUUUUAGAAGUGCCAGUAAAAUGGAUCGGUGUGGGAAAAGGGCGAGAAUCAAUUAUAAGUAUAUAAUAUUUAAAUUUAUUAUGGCAAUUGUACUAUUUUAUAAUCACUGUUCAAAACUAGGAUCAAUUUUUUUAAAAUAGAUGAAUGGAUCAACUAUUGCACACUUGAUUAAGCUGAAUUAUAUGUAUUUAUUUUAUAAAAAAAAUUAGUAAAUUUAAUGGAGCUAAAUUGUAGUGAUCAAUUAAGGCGGAGUAACCAAAUCUACCAUUCAUUACACAGCAAUACAAUAUUGUGAAACAAAAGUGUGUAGUAAAAGUUAUAACUAUU
This is a messenger RNA of Photinus pyralis (common eastern firefly), 1733 nucleotides long. Its product is annotated as adenylosuccinate synthetase. Gene Ontology annotation, molecular function: GTP binding; adenylosuccinate synthase activity. Gene Ontology annotation, biological process: IMP metabolic process; 'de novo' AMP biosynthetic process. Bases 117 to 1472 code for a protein of 451 amino acids. Gene Ontology annotation, cellular component: cytoplasm. The record is from RefSeq and is a predicted model, not a curated record. Lineage: Eukaryota; Metazoa; Arthropoda; Insecta; Coleoptera; Lampyridae. The transcript has 7 exons.